Polypterus senegalus (gray bichir) is the source of this 891-nucleotide messenger RNA. RefSeq names its product somatolactin-like. The coding region runs from base 1 to 891 and encodes 296 amino acids. Gene Ontology annotation, molecular function: growth hormone activity; growth hormone receptor binding. The transcript has 6 exons. The record is from RefSeq and is a predicted model, not a curated record. Gene Ontology annotation, biological process: response to nutrient levels; animal organ development; growth hormone receptor signaling pathway. NCBI's taxonomy places the organism in Eukaryota, Metazoa, Chordata, Cladistia, Polypteriformes, Polypteridae. Gene Ontology annotation, cellular component: extracellular region.
AUGAAUGAUGGGAUUGAUGACGUCAUAGGUAGCAGACAGAAGAAGGGCGGAAGUAGCGUAGUGCGGGAACUGGUGAAGUGGAGUGUAUCUUUCAAUUCUCCAGGCUUGAAAAGUGCUAAUUUCAGAUCUUUCUUCAGGAUAGUCCCAGCUUUCCCUGUCAUUAAGAAAAACACAGACAUUGUGUCUAUGUGGGCUAAAUUACCUUCAUUUGAGAUUGUGUGCACAUGGUUCUUUGUAUUGUCACAGACUUGGGGAACAUUGGGGUAUCCCUUGGAAUGCAAAGAUGAAAAAGGCAGUUCUAAUCGCUGCGUCUCCAUCCCUCUGGACAAACUGUUGGACCGGGUCAUCCAGCAUGUUGAGCUCAUUUCACGUGUCUCUGAGGAAUGCUGCUCCCUCUUUGAGGAGAUGCUUGUCCCCUUUCCCCUCCUGUCUAAGACAAGCAGGGGAGUUAACAUCUGCAUCACUAAAGCCAUUCCUGUCCCAGGUUCCAAAAGUGAAAUACAGCAAAUUUCGGACAAAUGGCUGCUCCAUUCUGUGUUAAUGCUAGUCCAGACAUGGAUAGAACCACUUACCUACUUGCAAGAAACUCUCAAUCGCUACGAUGAUGUCCCUGAUGCCCUGCUCAACAAAACCAAGUGGGUGUCAGAUAAGCUGCCCAGCCUGGAGCAAGGCAUAGUGCUACUCAUUAAAAAGAUGUUGCAGGAGGGAUUCCUGACGACAGAGCUUCAGCAGACACUGACACAUUUCAACAAGCAGCCGGAAGUGUUGGAAUCCACUCUGAGAGACUACACGCUGCUCAACUGCUUCAAGAAAGAUGCUCACAAGAUAGAGACCAUACUGAAACUGCUAAAGUGCCGGCGGAACCACAAGCUUAGCUGCCUCUUUUAUUAG